AUGACAACACAUGAGAAUAAUUCGGCACAGCAGACCCGUGUCCGGCCAGGUUUGGGCAGUGAUGAGCCUGGCGACAAUGAUGGAUUGGAUGCUGUUGUGGUGAAGGCAGGCGUUGGUGCUGAGACUGUGGCAGCAGUCGCUUCGCCCCUCUGGAAGGUUCCUGAUGGCGGGUGGGGAUGGGUGAUCGUGAUCAGUGCUCUGGUCGUCAGUCUCAUUGUGGAUGGACUCAGCUACACCUUUGGGCUCUUCCUAGGAGAGUUCGAGCGAGCCUUUGACCAGCCCAAGAGCACCAUCGCCUUGGCCAGCUCGCUACAAGUAGGAAUUUAUCUGUUCAUUGGUCCAAUCGUUAGUGCCCUAACUAACAGAUUUGGAUGUCGGCGGGUCAUCAUAUUUGGAAGUUUCCUGGCUGGGGUCGCCUUCAUCGCCAGCUCCUGGAGUAACAACGUCACUGUUUUGAUUCUCACCUAUGGGUUGCUCGGAGGUAUUGGGUUUGGCCUCAUGUACCUGCCGGCCAUCGUUGCGGUCAGCGUCUACUUUGAAGAACGCCGAGCAGUAGCCACUGGCAUUGCCGUCUGCGGAUCAGGGGUCGGCACUUUUAUUCUUGCGCCACUGACGGACUACUUGUUGCACGAAUACAACUGGAGGUGGACCCUUCUGAUCCUGGGCGGGCUCAUUCUGAACGGGAUGGUGUUUGGGGCUUUAGUCCGACCACUGGAGCUUCAACGCGUGGAUGUGUGUCCGGAUAUCGCUGGGGACACGGAUGAGGAGGGUAUUGUCAAAAUGAAUGGACAGUUGAAGACAAAUACUGGAGGUGAUACAGAGAAUAAAUUUAUUUCUGAAAGAGGGAGGUAUACGAAGGAUUUUGUGUCUUCCAGUGAUUCAAGAACUAAGGAGGAGAUUCCUCUUCUGACUAUUAUGGAUGGGGAGGAUAAAUUGGUAAUCAAGGUUCCUGAACCAUACACUACAAGUAAAGAGAAUUAUGAGGAUCUGGAGCGUUCUUCCAGGCCGGCCGUGCAAUUUAACUCAACUUCCCAGCUUUCAAAGGGAAAGUAUACAGGAUCUGACAAAAAAAUCUCUUCGUUCCCGAAUUCACCGGAAAAAACUGUCAGACCCCGAGCACAGUCAACAUCAGACAAAGACGCACUGGCCAAGGCACAGCUGGCUCGCUCACACGUCCCCGUGGGUCUGUCGCUGAUCAGCUUGACUGACACGACCCUCAACCAGAUCCGGGAGGAUAUCCAUCUGCCACUGUCCAGGAAGGACAUCCAUCUGAGUGGACCUCUUCCCUUCCCAGAUUCUGAUGUCAGGAGGAGAAGCGAGCCGAUCCGGGGGCUGUACAUUCAGAGCCUACAAUCCAUCGCUAGUUUGUCGGAUGUUGAUGCCAUAGAGAUUGUGCAGGCGCAGCCUCGGGGCCUGUGGUCUUGUUUGCCGAAGUCAGCCCAGGAAACCAUGGAAGAGAUGCUGGAUUUAAGUAUUCUCAAGGAAAAGAGCUACUGGUGUGUCUUGCUGGGUAACUUCUUCUGUAUGCUGGGAUUCUACGUCCCUUUUGUUUAUGUCCCGGACAGAGCACUGGAGCUGGGGAUACCAGAAGACAAGGCGGCUUUCCUGAUUUCUAUAAUCGGUAUAACGAAUACGAUCGGCCGAGUGCUGACUGGGGUCCUGAUCAACUUCUUAAACCUGGACUGUGCAGCGGUGACCAGCGGGGCCCUGUUGAUUGCCGGCAUCGUGACGGCCAUCUGCCCCUUCUGUCACACCUACCCGUCUCUGGCUGCUGUCUCCGCCAUCUUUGGCGUCUGCGUGGCCGCCUACAUCUCCUUGUGUUCAGUGUUACUGUGUGAGUUACUCGGUGUCGACAGCCUUACCAACGCUUUCGGAUUUGUGAUACUCUUUAGGGGCGUGGCCUGUAUCAUGGGGCCACCAAUCGCAGGGGCAUUAAUCGACAGCACAGGAAUCUUCGACCCGUCCUUCUACGUGGCAGGCGGGAUGAUCGUUCUUGGCGCACUCUUCCACGCCAUACUGCUGACUCCAUUUGUUCGUAGAAAAAGAUUCUGA
Molecule: messenger RNA, 2052 nt
Organism: Candidula unifasciata
Lineage: Eukaryota; Metazoa; Mollusca; Gastropoda; Stylommatophora; Geomitridae
Source: the annotation of a GenBank genome assembly